AUGCGUCAUGACGCUCUUCGUGUUUUGGGAAGUGAUCCGUUUGAAGAUAUAACGGCAAAGACGCGUCUAAGGCAGCUGUUACAAACAUAUCAGGGCAGAGAUAAAUUGUUUAAAGUUCUUCAAUACUUUCUUAGGGUAAAACUAUGGAUGCACGCGGUGGACUACAAUCCCAACUAUGUUCCUGGUGCGGAAUUCAGCGCAGUUGAGAGAAGGUUAAUGACCAUUGUUAACACGCGGCGACUGUUUCGUGUAGGGCGUUUUGUUGGUGAGUUUGUGAGGAUGAGGGUAACCUUAAUCAAGUGUUCGGAACUUGUUUACAUUCCGGUCAGCGGUGGAAAGUGGAUUGCUGUUUUUAUCCAGUGUCAGAUGAUAUGUGAUAUGAUAGCCCGGGCCCUAAUGUGUGUUAAAUCGUCAUGUGAAGAUGUUGCUUUUCUUGUACAAAAGGGUUUCUUUCACAGUCAGGUGGCUGACCAACUUAUCAGCUUGGCUGUUCGGUGCACACUACCUGUUUUUUUGAUUGACCUCUUCCUCAACACGCUACGGCUGUUACAGGGGAUUCUGGACGCGUCCCGUCAAACAACAGAAAAAGAACUCCUGUUUUCAAAAGACUCAUUUUCUCUGUUGUCCAGAUAUGAUCGAGUUGACAAACUACGACGCAGAAUGAGUAAAGCAAAUUUUGCAAAUAAGGUGAACAAUGACGAAAAUGAGAAUCAAAUUGUGGAGGUGGAAGAAGCAAAUGAUAUAGUGGUGGGUUCGUAUCAAGAACUGUUGUGGAAAGACUUUGAAUUGCAUUGGAUCUUUGUUACAGAGUUGAAGCUGUUGCUUGAUCUUUUCGUGGCCAUGUCGUAUCUGAAGCGCUGGGACAGUGUUCGUGGUCUAGCCAGCAUAUGUGGUCUCUUUUCUGGCCUUCUUUCUGUCUACAGAGUCUGGACCUACGGCCGCUGA
This is a messenger RNA of Trypanosoma grayi, 945 nucleotides long. RefSeq lists its product as hypothetical. The record is from RefSeq and is a predicted model, not a curated record. The coding region runs from base 1 to 945 and encodes 314 amino acids. Gene Ontology annotation, cellular component: peroxisomal membrane. Gene Ontology annotation, biological process: peroxisome fission; regulation of peroxisome size. NCBI's taxonomy places the organism in Eukaryota, Euglenozoa, Kinetoplastea, Trypanosomatida, Trypanosomatidae. The transcript has a single exon.